AUGAUACGCCAUUGUUUAAACAGUAGGUCUUAUCCCAUUCGACCUAUCCAUCAUCAUAUAUCAUCAUUCUUUAGAUCUAAUUCAACCUCAACUUCAAUAUCAUUACCUCAUAAAUCAUUAACUAUUGCAAAAUUUAAUUUCCCUUUGGCAACUCAUACUAUUAAUCAAUUAUAUACUAAUCUAAAUCAUAUCUUAACCAAUGAAUCUGAAAUCACCUUGAAUGGUCAUAUCAAUCGUAAACCACGAAUAAGAUCUUCACUUUCUUUUGCUGAAUUAAGAGAUAAAAAUGGUGAUUUGAUUCAACUUUUAAUGAAUCAUGAAACUGUUAAUGAUCAUUUAUUAACUUUAAUGAAAAAUACUACCAUUGAAGAUUCAAUCAGUGUAACUGGUAUCAUCAAAUUAAAACAACAAAAGACACCUGAUCAACCUCAACAAAUUGAAUUAUUGAUUCAAAAUUAUCAAAUUUUGAAUUCUUCAAAUUUAGAUGCUUCAAGAUUAGAUAAAUUAAAACAUGAAAAUCCUCAAUUGAUUCCUCCUCAAUUCAGAUAUUUAACAUUAAGAACAUCUAAAUUCCAAUCAUUACUUCGAUUAAGAAGUAAAAUCUCUCAAAUGAUUCGUAAUAUCUUGAUUGAUAAUCAUGAAUUCAUUGAAAUUGAAACUCCCCUCCUUUUUAAAUCAACUCCAGAAGGAGCAAGAGAAUUCUUAAUUCCUACUAGAUUACAACCAAAGAAAUUCUAUGCUUUACCUCAAUCUCCUCAACAAUAUAAACAAAUCCUUAUGAGUUCUGGAUUCACUCGUUAUUUCCAACUUGCAAAAUGUUUCAGAGAUGAAGAUUUAAGACAAGAUAGACAACCGGAAUUUACUCAAGUAGAUUUGGAAAUGAGUUAUAUAAAUAAUAGUAAUCAAGUUGGGUUGGUGGUGGAAGAUUUGAUUCAUAAUGUGGUUAAUAAAUUAACUCCAAAAUCAACUUUUAAAAUAAAUCAUGAAAAUGAUUGUCUUGAAAAGAUUCAAUUUAAAGGUGAACCCCAAGAUCAACUUCAAUUUAAUAAAAUCAAAUAUAUCGAUUGUUUACUGAAUUAUGGGAUUGAUAAACCUGAUUUAAGAUAUACUCAUAAAUUUAUAAACUUAUCUUCAUAUUUCACUUCAUCUAAAUCUGGUUUCCCAGUGAUAGAAUGUUUAAUCCUUCCAAAUUUCGCCGAUCAACAACAUAAAUAUAAAAUCCCUCAUGUCAUAACUGAUAAACUUAAUUAUACCAAACGUAUUCCAUAUACAAUAUCCAUUAAAACAGAUCAUGAUAGAUUACAUUGGUUUCAGAAAUUCAUCGAUGCUGGAAUCUUACAUCCAACAACCACCUUCGAUCCAUCUUCAUUAAAUCAAUUAUUGAAUUUGAAAGUAGGAGAUGUGAUUGCAUUUUCAAAUCGUGCUGAUGUACCUUAUGAAAAUCCAACUCCAUUAGGUAAAGUUCGACAAUUGGUGAUUGAAAACUUCCCCGAUUAUGAAAAACGAAAAUUAUUCAAUCCAUCUACAAAUACCAUUGAAGAUAAUCAAUUAUCACCUAAUGAUAUUUUCGUGGGAAGUUGGGUUGUUGAUUUCCCUCUUUUUAAUCCAGUGGAGGUAUACUCGUCUGAUCCAGACUAUCCCGUCUAUGAUUUCCAUCAAUUUGAAUCGACUCAUCAUCCUUUCACCAUGCCAAAUAUGGAAGAUUACGAUUUAUUACUGUCGGACCCUAUAAAAGUUAGAGGAGAACAUUAUGAUCUCGUCAUGAAUGGUUGUGAAGUAGGUGGUGGUUCUCGAAGAGUUCAUGAUCCAGCAUUACAAACUUAUAUCUUUAAACAAAUCUUAAAUAUCAAUAAUUAUGACCAAAAAUUCGGUCAUCUUUUAAAAGCUUUAAGUAUGGGAUGUCCUCCUCAUGCCGGUUUGGCCUUAGGGUUUGAUCGUUUAGUGGCGAUAUUAGCUGGUACUACUAAUUUAAGAGAUGUUAUUGCAUUCCCUAAGAAUCAAUCUGGUAUAGAUCCUAUGGUUGAUAGUCCAACUGAAGUUGCAAAAGAUGUUUUACAAUUAUAUCAUAUAAAUACCAUUGACAGUGAUGAUUCUUAA
Scheffersomyces coipomensis is the source of this 2097-nucleotide messenger RNA. RefSeq names its product aspartate--tRNA ligase. The coding region runs from base 1 to 2097 and encodes 698 amino acids. Gene Ontology annotation, molecular function: ATP binding; aspartate-tRNA ligase activity. Gene Ontology annotation, biological process: aspartyl-tRNA aminoacylation. The record is from RefSeq and is a predicted model, not a curated record. Lineage: Eukaryota; Fungi; Ascomycota; Pichiomycetes; Serinales; Debaryomycetaceae. The transcript has a single exon. Gene Ontology annotation, cellular component: cytoplasm.